Molecule: messenger RNA, 2027 nt
Organism: Lampris incognitus (smalleye Pacific opah)
Lineage: Eukaryota; Metazoa; Chordata; Actinopteri; Lampriformes; Lampridae
Gene: emc8
Product: ER membrane protein complex subunit 8
Exons: 5
Coding region: 287-901 (204 amino acids)
Cellular component (GO): EMC complex
Source: RefSeq, a predicted model, not a curated record
CAAAGCAACGAGGGGAAGGAUAAGCUCUUCCACAGACGGGGGUGGUUAGACACGGGGGGGUAUUUCCUUGGAUAUGAAAUAUUUUUUAUAUUUACAAACUCCGAGCUUUCCACGCAGCUGUUAGACGGGCGACUGUCGUUCGCGUACUCUGGUAGCAAGCGUUUUGCCGUCAUAGAUAGCCAUCCUCGCCUGGGCAUGCUAUAGCUAUCGGUAGCGGCAGUAGCGCAAUAGUAAAGCUAGCAAACGGAUCUGACAGGAAUCUGAUCUCACCUCCUCGGGUGUAAACAUGCCUAUUAUACUGACAACUCAGGCGUACUGCAAAAUGCUUUUACAUGCUGCAAAAUAUCCUCAUUGCUCUGUGAAUGGAUUGCUGGUUGCAGAGAAGGCGAAAGAGAAAAAGAAAGACGGCCCCUCUGCCCCAGUGCUGUGUGUUGACUGUGUUCCGCUAUUCCACGGUACACUUGCUCUGGCACCGAUGCUAGAGGUAGCCCUAACACUGAUUGAUACUUGGUGCAAAGAGAAUAAAUAUGUCAUUGCUGGGUAUUAUCAAGCCAAUGAACGCACAAAGGACUUCAGACCCAACCAGGUUGCAGAAAAAGUUGCUGCCAGAAUUUCAGAAAACUUCAGUGAAGCUGCGAUUGUGAUGGUGGACAACAAUAGAUUGACAGUGAGCUGUUUAGAACCAAUUGUGCUCAUCUACGACCAUCAUGAAAACAAGUGGAAAAGCAGAGAUGUCAAUUCUGACUGUUUUGAGGACUGGUAUGAGGCACAGAAGAUUACGUCGGCUCUGCUAGAAGGCAGGUCCUACGAGAACUUGAUUGACUUUGACAAUCACCUUGAUGACCUGAGGAAUGACUGGACCAACCCUGUGAUCAACAAGUCUGUUUUGGAUCUGUGCUAAGACUCUGUCUGAACUGUCCUGGACACAGACAAAGAUACAGCUGCCAAUACAACAUGCAUGAUGUGACCCUAUGUGUGGUACAGGGAUACAAAGUGCUUAAUGCGAAGUCUUUGUUCCAGUCUUGAUAAACCACAUUUAGGACAACUUCUGGGGCACCGACCUUUUAGGCCAAGAUCUCUUAAGGGCAAGCACGAUACAUGCACUGAUGACAUGUGUUUACUUCCUCAGUGGGGGACACUGAAGGGAUUUAGGCAAUUUGUCUCAGAAUGACACUAUUUUAAAUUCCUUGUUUUCUGCAAUGGUUUGUUUAUAGUUGUGUGUGUAACUUUUAAUUUCAGAGAUUUUAAUUAAACAUGUCUUUUCAGGGUUACUAGCCAUAUUGAGAUAUAAUUAUGAUAAAUUAUUGAAUUUGAGAUAAUUUUGCUACUGACUUAUGAGUAGCAUAAUAUAUUUGCUUCCCUUUUUUAGGUUUUGUUUGUUCCUGUCAAAGGAAUCAAAAUUUACAUACAUUAGCCCUACAGCCUUUGAUGGUGUGCUUAGUAUUUAUGAGCAUUAGUAGUUCAACCCCACAACUUAGAUUUUUAAAAAAGGCGACGCUUCUGAUUCUAUGACAUCACAAAUCCUCUCGGGCUUAAUUGGCAAUGAAUAAACGGUUGACUCACUCAAAGUUUUAUAUUUUAUAUUCAACUGACCUUAAUUUUUGUAUGUAUAGUUAUACGGAGUUAGAAUUCCAUAUGGUAAUCUUCUAAUUAGUACAGCCUUAGAAGCUCUCGUUAAUAUCAAACAAUUGGUUGUCUUAUUUUUAGCUUUGGGAGAGACUUGUUUAUGUUCACAAAUCUAGAUCAAGUUGUCCAAAAACAAAGACAUGAAUUCUGUUUUACGAAGGAAGCUUACUUUAGGAAUAAUCAGUGUGUAUUUAUGAUUAACUGACCUGAGCUAAGUCUUGCCAUCCAGUAAGUUAUGAUUUAAGAUGCUUUAUAUAAUGAUACUUAAAUAACUUUGUAUUUGAAAUUAGAUUUAAGAUAAUUACUGUGCAAUAUAUGAGACCAUAUAUUUGUUUUGUUUUUGUUUGUUUUGUUUUUUUACAAAAAUUGUAUGAAUAGAAUGUACAAUUAAAACAACUUUU